AUGGAGGAAGAGCGACUCUGGAAGUUCCGCAAGCCCGAAUGGCUUAACAGCAUCUGGGCCCGGAAUGCCGGUGUAUACGCCGCUGGCGGCCUUUUCUCUCUCGCCUUCUACGUCAUGCUCGAUUCUGCCGUCUGGUCCAAGUCUACCAAGAACGGCUCCGACAGCGUCCACGUCACCUUUAUCGACUGGCUACCCCUCAUCUUCUCCUCCCUCGGAAUGCUCAUCAUCAACAGCGCCCGCGUCGUCCUCUUUCUCGGUUUCGCCGCCCUAGCCGGAGGCAUGGCUGGUGGUGUCACGGUCUUCGUCCUCAAGUUCGUUGUCCAGGACGUCAAGAUGCCCGCUCUGGGCAUGGGCAUUGAGAAUGUUGUUGCGAAUGCGCUGGUUGGCCUAAGCUCCGCCGUACUCUGGAUCAGCCAAAACAUGGAGGACGAAUACUCUUACAACCUCGCUCUAUAA
Molecule: messenger RNA, 456 nt
Organism: Parascedosporium putredinis
Lineage: Eukaryota; Fungi; Ascomycota; Sordariomycetes; Microascales; Microascaceae
Source: the annotation of a GenBank genome assembly